This is a messenger RNA of Lingula anatina, 1183 nucleotides long. Its product is annotated as small integral membrane protein 7. The record is from RefSeq and is a predicted model, not a curated record. NCBI's taxonomy places the organism in Eukaryota, Metazoa, Brachiopoda, Lingulata, Lingulida, Lingulidae.
AUCUACCAACCUAUAGUUCUUCAGUAAAAAUCAAAUUUCCAUUAAGUUACAGUUAAUGCAUAAAUUCAUAAUUUUUACUGCAUCUGUGAUCAUGUGACAGACGAGAUUUCAAGAUGUCGGACGACGUGGAGGUUUCAACGUGAACCAGUGUACUUGAGCUUUCAGAAUACCACUCUGCUCAUUAAAUUAUUGAUAUCUACUGUCCAGUUUUGAGGACACUUUUGGUAUAAGCAGUCAAGAUGAUUUCUGAUAUAAUCUUGAUAGGGACCCUUCUGGUAAAUGCAGGUGCCAUCCUAAACUUUAAAUUGAAGAAGAGGAAAGGUGAAGAGGGUUUCCUAGAAAACGCUGAUCCAACAACAGGUGAUAAAAUCAGAGAGUUCCUUCUAAGUCUCCGCUACUUCAGGAUAUUUAUAGCCCUGUGGAAUAUUUUCAUGAUGUUUUGCAUGCUAGUGUUCUUCGGGCAUUGAGGUUGAGCUUGGAACUAGGCGUCAACCCAAGUGGUCCAGGUGUAUUUCUGGGGGACAUAUGGACAAAGAAUUUGUCAUACAGCUAGAACCACCAAGAGGAAUAUUUAUUACACUUAAAAGGAAAACAGAACAGAUGACAUCUCUCUCAUCCUCAAAUUCAACAUACUGUGCAUGUAUAUAUGCAUAUAUUUUACAAGCAGAGGGAGAAUUUUUAUAUCAAAAAUUCUGUGAUGAAACCAAUUAUGGAUUAAGUGGUCAGUGUGGAUGGGUGUUUGAAACUAACAGCUGCAUUACAGUUAACAUAUUAGAAGUUUUAUCAUAACAUUUCCAUCUUAUUAUAUUUGUACAUUAAACAUACUCCAUUUGUUUAACAUGGGGUCGUGAUCUUCGGUGGUGGACAGCUUUUUGAACAAGGGGAUCAGAGGAUUUGUACAUAUUGUAUUUUCUGGAUUAUUAAACUUCUGACAUAACAGGGAAUUAAUCAUAAAUGUAUUAUUUUAAAAUGUUUAUUUCAAAUUUUUGAAAUAAAAUAAUUUAGUUUUUUCUGAAAUGUAGAUGUUAAAAUGUUGCAUUUGUAUGAAAACUACAUUACAAUAUGUGAAGAACUUUUCAGUUUUUCUAUAAAAGAUCUAAACAAGUGUAAGUUUGUUUGCACACUUGGUUAUUUAUGUGUACCCAUAGGCAGUAAGUUGCCAAAAGCUUGAUAGGUUAUAUCA